Messenger RNA from Gorilla gorilla gorilla (western lowland gorilla), 1194 nucleotides. Its product is annotated as histone-lysine N-methyltransferase 2C-like. The record is from RefSeq and is a predicted model, not a curated record. Lineage: Eukaryota; Metazoa; Chordata; Mammalia; Primates; Hominidae. The transcript is spliced from 6 exons. Gene Ontology annotation, cellular component: MLL3/4 complex. The coding region runs from base 1 to 1194 and encodes 397 amino acids. Gene Ontology annotation, biological process: positive regulation of transcription by RNA polymerase II. Gene Ontology annotation, molecular function: transcription coactivator activity; histone H3K4 methyltransferase activity.
AUGCAUGCAGUUCGUCAGAACUUAAAUACUGAGGAAGAAGUGGAAAAUGUAGCAGACAUUGGUUUUGAUUGUAACAUGUGCAGACCCUAUAUGCCUGCGUCUAAUGUGCCUUCCUCAGACUGCUGUGGAUCUUCACUUGUAGCACAAAUUGUCACAAAAGUAAAAGAGCUAGACCCACCCAAGACUUAUACCCAGGAUGGUGUGUGUUUGACUGAAUCAGGGAUGACUGAGUUACAGAGCCUCACAGUUGCAGUUCCAAGAAGAAAACUGUCAAAACCAAAACUGAAAUUAAAGAUUAUAAAUCAGAAUAGCGUGGCCAUCCUUCAGACCCCUCCAGACAUCCAAUCAGAACAUUCAAGGGAUGGUGAUAUGGAUGAUAGUCGAGAAGGAGAACUUAUGGAUUGUGAUGGAAAAUCAGAAUCUAGUCCUGAGCGGGAAGCUGUGGAUGAUGAAACUAAGGGAGUGGAAGGAACAGAUGGUGUCAAAAAGAGAAAAAGGAAACCAUACAGACCAGGUAUUGGUGGAUUUAUGGUGCGGCAAAGAAGUCGAACUGGGCAAGGGAAAACCAAAAGAUCUGUGAUCAGAAAAGAUUCCUCAGGCUCUGUUUCUGAGCAGUUACCUUGCAGAGAUGAUGGGGUUCGGGCCUCGGGCCCCUCCCCUCGCCCAGGCACACCUUGCAGAGGAGGGGGCGGCGGGGACAGGACCCGGGUCUGUGCCUGCGCACACCCUCGCGGGCCAACCCCACCCCCCCGCCGGGUACCUGUCACGGCUACUGCCGCGGCGCGCGCCCACCAGGUUAAGCCGGAUGGCGGGAGGAGAGGUGCGGGGCACGGGGUGCGGGGAGGGUGGCACGGCGCGCGCGUGCGCAGGAGUCGCCGAGCAAGAACUGGUAGUGCGCGCGCUCGCCGCUCGCUCGCGUCCCGGAGGCGGAGUCUGCGGCGGCGGGAGGAGCAGGGGCGCGCCUAUGCUAGUCACGUGGGCGCUGGGGCGGGGCCGGGGCGGGCCGGCGCGGCCGUUCAAGGCAGGGGGCGGGGCCGGCGCGGCCGUUCAAGGCAGGGGGCGGGGCGUCUCCGAGCGGCGGGGCCAAGGGAGGGCGCAACAGCUGCUACCUCAACACUUUCUGACCCAACGGUCACCCAGCGCCGGACUCGCUGCGCCCCGGCGGCUCUAGGGACCCCUGGCGCCUACACUUAG